AUUUAUUUGCUUCUAGCCUUCUUGACUAAUACUCAAUGUCCCGACCUAUGAAAGCAAAAUUCCAUAUUACUUCUUUCGCACUCUAUGUACUUUUGUUGCCACGUUCUGGUGUUCAAUAUCCACAAUGGGGUUGAGGUUAAUGAGACAGUGCCCAGCUUAAGGAUGAACUGCUGGGAAACCUGAUAACAGAGGGUUAGAAGCUGUUGCUGACUUCAGGAAGUGGGGUGGGCAAGGGAAGAAUGUUUCAACACCAUCUGAGUACAGUUAAUGCCUGUUGGUUUUACGUCUGCUGCCCAGAUUGGAAAUCUGUUUGGGAGGAAGCGCGCCACAGUAAUCACCGUCUACACCGGGGCUUUCAGUUCCGCGACGGUUAUCUUCCUGUUGGUCAAGGUGGCAUAUGAAGCUGGUUUCUCCGUGAUGGCGAUUUUCCUGUUCAUUAGUUGCCUCAGCGUCCUCCACGUACUACGCACGGUCUUUCUCGUUCCAUGGAAACACAUCCCCUAUCCGCUGCCUGAGGGCUUCAGCUACGGGGUGAACUGUGAAAAGGAUCGACUCAUGGACCAUGCGAUCAAGACCACUCAACAGGGGGAUUCUACACUGGCAGUGGAUCAGAUGGAGGGAAACAGGAAUGACAGGAGGGAGCAGAUUGAGGGAGAUGCCGGAGAGGCAGGAAUGAUCUGGGAAAGGGAAAUGAGCACCAAACCAUAA
Leucoraja erinaceus (little skate) is the source of this 708-nucleotide messenger RNA. RefSeq names its product equilibrative nucleobase transporter 1-like. The transcript has 4 exons. The record is from RefSeq and is a predicted model, not a curated record. Lineage: Eukaryota; Metazoa; Chordata; Chondrichthyes; Rajiformes; Rajidae. Bases 268 to 708 code for a protein of 146 amino acids.